AUGGAGGCUGCCACGCAAAGCUUCGCGUCCCGGCGGCCAGCGGCCGGGACGCUACCUCACUUCACCCUGCCACUGCCUAACCCUGCGGUGGAUGUGCAGAUUCCAAGAGGCGUUCCCGGAAGCGACGGCUUGAGCCCGCUCUCGUCCGGAGUCAACAGCAGUAGCUCUCAGAGUUCACAGACUGGAAUCGCUCCAUAUAACCCUCAUGGGCACUGGUCACUUCCAGGAAGCCAGUCAUAUACAUACACUUCGAUGAACCAGCCAGGACCCGGCGGUCUGAUCCAACCCCCCUUCUCUCGCCACCAGGUCUUCUCGCCGGCAGGCGGUCCUUUUCACGCGCGGAACACGCAGUCUCCUUCCACCAGUGAGGCUCUGCAGCCACCACCGCCAUUCGGAGAUGUUCCCUCACCUGUUCCUGGUCCUAUCCAUGGAUCCGGUUCGGGCCACUCGGGCAUGAUGCACCACCAGUCCCAGCCGCAGCAUCAGACAAGCCACAUCCUCAGCUCCCAAUCGCAAACCGCUCAGCCACCUACGCCAACCACAACAGCGCCCUUGGACAGCCUCUCACGCUCUGGCCAGCAAGGCUACUAUUCGGGUCAUGCCUCAACGACCCCACAGCAAUCCUCCUUCCCACCAUUUCACAGCACUCACGCGUCGCCUCAGCAGCAUUCGCCUGCGACGACGAGCUCGAUCUCACGCGGAAUUCCCGCCAUGAGCACGGGUCAGCCAUCGCCCAUGUCAGCUCAAUCAUCUUAUAUGCCUCGGCCAUAUGCCCCUUAUGGCCAACUUCAGUCGCCCUUGGGUCCAGUCAUGAGCAAUAUGACAAAUCCCGGCGGCCAAAUGGCUCUUGUCGGCGGCAUGCCAUCUAUGCCUCAUGGAUAUGGACAACAUAUUGGACCGCAUCAUGGCAUGUAUGGCCAUGGCCAACCUCCACCUCAGCAAGACCGCCCCUUCAAGUGUGACACAUGCCCGCAAUCCUUCAACCGGAAUCACGAUUUAAAGAGACAUAAGCGGAUCCAUCUUGCGGUCAAGCCUUUCCCUUGCCUUCACUGUGAAAAGAGCUUUUCUCGCAAAGAUGCGCUAAAGCGACACCGAUUGGUCAAGGGUUGCGGCAACGGCAAGACAUCGCCUGACGGGCUGGAUGGCUCUCCACGGGAGGACUCAAAGUCCGAUGGCGAUAGUAACUCGAUACACGAUCUCAAGUCGGAGUCUUCUUGA
Microdochium trichocladiopsis is the source of this 1218-nucleotide messenger RNA. RefSeq lists its product as uncharacterized. Gene Ontology annotation, biological process: regulation of transcription by RNA polymerase II. The transcript has 3 exons. The record is from RefSeq and is a predicted model, not a curated record. The coding region runs from base 1 to 1218 and encodes 405 amino acids. NCBI's taxonomy places the organism in Eukaryota, Fungi, Ascomycota, Sordariomycetes, Xylariales, Microdochiaceae. Gene Ontology annotation, molecular function: DNA-binding transcription factor activity, RNA polymerase II-specific; RNA polymerase II cis-regulatory region sequence-specific DNA binding.